CCAAUUGUUGAUGUAUAAUGUUUGUUUGUGUGGGAAACUUUAUGGCGCCAAUUAUAUGUUACUUUACUACUUGAGAGUUUCGUCGGAAUAAUUUAGAAAAUGCCGGCUUUUCUGAAACACAUCGAAGUAGAGAACUUUAAGUCGUACAAGGGGAAGCUUAUUAUAGGUCCUUUAAAAUCGUUCACGGCUGUCGUUGGACCAAAUGGAUCUGGUAAGUCAAAUUUUAUGGAUGCGAUCAGUUUCGUUAUGGGAGAGAAAACAAGCAGCUUACGUGUCAAGAGAUUCAGUGAGUUGAUACACGGAGCUUCGAUUGGAAUGCCAGUUGCUCGGAGUGCUUCAGUAACUGCUGUAUUCGCUCUAGAAGAUGGCACCGAGAAAAGUUUUAUGCGUUCUGUACAAGGAUCUUCCUCAGAACACAGAAUAAAUAGUAAUAUAGUUACUAGCCAAGUGUAUCUCAAUGAAUUAGAACAACUUGGCAUUAAUGUGAAGGCAAAGAAUUUUUUGGUAUUUCAAGGAGCUGUUGAAUCGAUAGCUAUGAAAAAUCCAAAAGAGCGAACUGCACUUUUCGAAGAGAUCAGCAAUUCUGGAGCAUUAAAAGCAGAAUACGAAAGACUGAGAACAGAAAUGUUAAAAGCAGAAGAAGAAACUCAGUUCUCGUAUCAGAAAAAGAAAGGCAUCGCUGCGGAGAGGAAAGAAGCGAAACUGGAGAAAGAGGAAGCUGAGAAGUAUCAACGCCUGAAAGAAGAAUACGUUGAAAAGCAAGUAGAGCUGCAACUGUUUCGUCUGUUUCAUAAUGAAAAAAGUACAGAGAAUUUGGAAGUUCAACAAACGAAGAAGCAACACGAGAUAGAAAAGAUCGAGAAAAAGAAGGAAAAGGCUGAGGAAGUGUUAAAAGAAAAGAAGAAGGAUGCCGGAAAAUUGGGGAGAGACUUAGCUAAAAUCGAACAGGACAUUAGGGAAGUAGAGGUUGAGAUAACAAAGAAGAGACCGACGUUUAUCAAAGCAAAGGAACGUGUAGCACACAUGCAGAAAAAGGUUGAAUCUGCUAAAAAAUCUUUGGCCCAGGCACGUAUCGCGGACGAAGCUCAUAAAAAAGAUAUACACGAACUUCAGGAAGAAUUGCAGCAAGUAGAAGAAGCUAAAGCGGCGUACGAAACUAGUAUUGCGGGACAAUCGCAGUCGCAAGGUAGAGAUGUACAGCUGGAAGACGAACAAGUCAGAGAAUAUAAUCGGUUGAAAGAGGAAGCAGGCAAACAGUCGGCGAGGUAUUUACAACUUCUCGACUCCGUCAAUCGGGAGCAGAAGUCGGAUCAGGAUAGGCUCGAUAACGAGGGAAGAAAGAAAACGGAAAUAGAAAAUAAGCACAAACAAAAAGGUCACAUGCGAGAUGAGGCUCUUAAAAGAGUCGAAAAGUUAGAGGAGCAUAUAAAAACUUCGGAAGCCGCCUUGGAAGAUCAAAAAAAGUUGCGCGCCGAUUUACAAGCCGAUGUUGGUACGUCGAAAGACAAAAUACAAAAUCUACAGCGAGAGUUGGAAAGUAUUUCCGAACAAUUGGGCGACGCGAAAGUUGAUAAACACGAAGUAUCGCGAACUAAAAAGAAAACGGAAAUUGUAGAAAAUUUUAAACGUCUUUUUCCCGGAGUCUACGAUCGUAUGUACAAUAUGUGCGAACCCAUUCAUAAAAGGUAUAACGUUGCUAUCACAAAAGUUCUCGGCAAGUACAUGGAAGCUAUCGUCGUUGACACUGAGAAAACGGCUAGGCAAUGUAUUCAGUAUCUAAAAGAACAGUACCUCGAACCGGAAACAUUUCUUCCUCUCGAUUAUAUUCAAGCGAAACCCCUCAAAGAGAGACUAAGGAAUAUACAAGAACCGAAGAAUGUGAAAUUAUUAUACGACGUGUUGCAUUUUUCUCCCAAAGAUAUCGACAGGGCUGUAUUAUUCGCAACGAAUAAUGCGCUCGUAUGCGAAACUCCCGAGGAUGCAAAUAAAGUAGCGUACGAGAUGGACAAGAAAGCUAGGUACGAUUGCGUGGCACUGGAUGGUACGUUUUAUCAGAAAGCAGGAAUUAUCUCGGGUGGUAGUUUGGAUCUCGCGAAAAAAGCAAAGAGGUGGGACGAAAAACAAAUGUCUCAGUUGAAGGCACAAAAAGAGAAACUGACCGAGGAGUUGCGUGAAUCUUUGAAGAAAUCGCGAAAAGAAUCAGAAUUAAAUACGGUCGAGUCUCAGAUACGCGGAUUGGAGACACGUUUGAAGUAUAAUAAAAGUGAUUUAACUGCCACGCAGAAGCAAAUCGCGGAGCUGGACGCAGAGUUGGAAGCUCUGCAAAAUGAAUUAGAUAAGUUUGGUCCAACGAUAGCCGCGAUUGAGAAGACUAUGGCCGAGAGAGAUCAGCAGAUACAGAACAUAAAAGAAAACAUGAACAACGUCGAGGACGAUGUGUUCGCUAGCUUUUGCGAACAGAUCGGCGUGUCGAACAUUCGACAAUACGAAGAAAGGGAGUUGCGAUCGCAGCAGGAAAGAGCGAAGAAGAGAAUGGAAUUUGAAAAUCAAUGCAAUCGUAUUUUUAAUCAGUUAGAUUUUGAGAGACAACGCGAUACGGAGAGUAACGUGUUGCGGUGGGAACGGGCGGUUCAGGAUGCCGAAGAUAAGCUCGAAUCUGCACGCCAAACCGAAUCGAAUCAAAAGGCGGAAAUCGAUCACGACGAAACUCAGAUGGAGCAGUUGAAAUCGUCGCGAAACGCGAAGAAGAUGGAAGUCGAUCAGAAAGAGGAAGAGAUAGGCAAAGCCAGGCGCGAAGUUGGUGCGAUAGCGAAAGACAUACAAGCUGCUCAAAAGCAGCUGAAUGCUAUUGAGACCAAGAUUGAACAGAAAAAAGCUGAACGUCAUGCUAUUCUAAUGCACUGCAAGAUGGAAGAUAUCGCGAUCCCAAUGCUCCAUGGGAAUAUGGAAGAUAUAGCUAGUGAAACUAACACGACCAAUGGUUCGGAAUCUACCAUUAUGGACUCGUCUUUAAGUACGCAGCAACAGUACGAACGUGAGAAACGAAUAACUAUAGAUUACGCACUUCUUCCUGAAAAUUUGAAAGAUAUCGAAGAAGAGGAUACUAAGAAAACUACUGAGAAACUUACAAGAACGAUCAACGAUUUACAGAAUACUAUUCAACGUAUUCAAGCACCUAACAUGAAGGCAAUUCAAAAAUUAUAUCUUGCUAAAGAAAAAUUGCAAGAGACCAACGAGGAGUUUGAACAGUCUCGUAAAAAAGCGAAAAAGGCGAAAACACAAUUCGAAAGGAUCAAAAAAGAAAGGCACGACAGAUUUAUGGCAUGUUUCGAACAUGUCGCCAAUGAAAUUGACCCAAUUUAUAAAAGCUUGGCAAAGAACCAAUCUGCUCAAGCAUUCCUUGGACCAGAGAAUCCUGAGGAACCUUAUUUGGAUGGUAUUAAUUAUAAUUGCGUAGCACCAGGAAAACGAUUCCAACCAAUGUCUAAUUUAUCUGGUGGAGAGAAGACUGUUGCCGCGUUAGCGUUGUUGUUUGCGAUCCACAGUUUUCAGCCUGCACCGUUCUUCGUAUUGGACGAGAUCGAUGCUGCGUUGGACAAUACAAACAUAGGAAAAGUUGCUAGUUACAUACGCGACAAAACGAGCUCCUUGCAAACCAUCGUCAUAUCCCUCAAAGAAGAAUUUUAUUCUCAUGCUGACGCGCUAAUUGGCAUUUGCCCAGAUGUUGGCGAAUGCCUGGAAAGUAAAGUAUUAACUCUCGAUUUAACUACACACCCUACUCAUUAAUUGAGAAGAAAAUCUUUCAAUUUAAUGUGUAUAAUUUCUAUUAUACUUCUGAGUUUUACGAUUUACUGUACGUACGAUAACAUAAAUUGUCAACAUUUCGACUAUCCUACUUUUUACUUAUACUUACAUUUUCGUUCUAUUACCUAGAUUAUACAUUAUUUAAUUUACUUGAUUUAACUAGGGCAGUGUACAAGUUGCAUGAUAAUAAAUUAUUCAUUUAGAGAAUCGUCCAAUUGUAGUUUUUUAUGUUAACAAAUGUUCAUAGCUACAAUUUUUAUAUAAUAUAAGUUUGUAAACAUAUUCUUGCCCAGAAUAAAGAUUUUACUAUAAUAUUA
Messenger RNA from Ceratina calcarata, 4121 nucleotides. Its product is annotated as structural maintenance of chromosomes 1. Gene Ontology annotation, molecular function: protein binding; DNA binding; ATP hydrolysis activity. The record is from RefSeq and is a predicted model, not a curated record. Gene Ontology annotation, biological process: sister chromatid cohesion. Gene Ontology annotation, cellular component: cohesin complex; chromosome; nucleus. The coding region runs from base 100 to 3786 and encodes 1228 amino acids. The transcript is spliced from 4 exons. NCBI's taxonomy places the organism in Eukaryota, Metazoa, Arthropoda, Insecta, Hymenoptera, Apidae.